CUGUUGAGCAGUUGUACCAUGUGAUUCAUGUCCAAACACAGAGAGACCCAGAGUCCACUGCUGUCUAACAGGCAAGCACAUUGUGUUUAAACUCAGACUGCUCAGCUAUGACAGACCUUUUGGGCCAGAUUGUUGGGGAUGGAUUGUUAGAAAAAAAUGUCAUUGAGGAGGUUCUGGCAUGUGCAAAAUUGGCCCCAGCCCAAUCCCUAUGGACUACAGAGGCCAGUGGAUCAGUUCAGUUGAGAAUGGAUGAACACUGUCCAGAACAGCCCAUCACUGUGCAUCAGAUGUUUUAUAACUCAGUUCAGAAGUAUGGAAAUCUGACAGCUUUGGCAAGCAAAAGAGGAAAUAAAUGGGAAAAAGCUACCUUUCUAGAAUAUUAUCACCUUUGUCGAAUGGCUGCCAAAGGCUUUCUAAAGCUUGGUCUGGAGCAGUUCCACGGUGUAGCUAUUUUGGGUUUUAACUCAGCUGAAUGGUUUAUUGCUGCUGUUGGAACUGUAUUUGCAGGGGGUAUAAUGGCGGGUAUCUAUACCACAAACUCACCAGAUGCUUGCCUCCACGUUGCUAAUGACUCAAGAGCCAAUGUUAUUGUUGUGGAAAAUCAAAAACAACUGGAUAAAAUUAUGCAGGUAAAGGAUAAGCUGCCACAUUUGAAAGCCAUAGUUCAGUAUUCUGGAUCAUUAAAGGAGAAGCUGGCAAAUCUUUAUUCUUGGGAAGAGUUCAUGGAACUAGGACUAGAAGUCUCUGAUCAUGAACUAGAUGAAGUCAUCAGUAAACAGAGAGCCAAUCAGUGCUGUGUGCUUAUUUACACCUCUGGGACAACUGGAUCGCCAAAAGGAGUGAUGUUGAGCCAUGACAAUAUUACAUGGACAGCCCACCAUGCAAGCAGAGCUGGAGAUAUGCAGCCAGCUGAAAUCAGACAAGAGUCUCUGGUCAGUUACCUACCUCUUAGCCACAUUGCUGCCCAGAUCUACGAUCUUUGGACAGGGAUAAAGUGGGGGGAGCAAAUUUCCUUUGCCCAGCCAGAUGCUCUAAAGGGGACUUUGGUGGACUCACUACGAGAGGUGACUCCCACAGCCCACAUGGGUGUUCCCCGUGUUUGGGAGAAAAUUAUGGAAAAGAUCAAAGAAGGCAUUUCAAGGUGUGGAUAUAUGAAAAGGAAAAUGGUAACCUGGGCCAUGUCAGUUAGCUUGGAUGCUAAUCAAAGGCUUAAAAAGGAUGAAGAGAAGUCUUUUCUCUUUACUCUUGCUGAAAAAUUAAUUUUGCAGAAGCUUCGUGCCGAGCUUGGUUUCUCCAGUUGUGUGAAGUUCUUUUCAGGUGCAGCACCUAUUGGAAGGGAAACCCUUCAAUUUUUUCUUGGCCUUAACAUUCGGCUUUAUGAAGCCUAUGGAAUGAGUGAAACCUCAGGACCCCAUUUUAUGUCUGGACCAGAAGCUUACCAGUUUCUAAGCUGUGGUAAAGUGGUUCCAGGCUGCCAGUACAAACUAAUAAACAUAAAUGCUGAUGGAUCUGGUGAAGUAUGUUUCUGGGGCCGCAAUGUCUUCAUGGGUUUUCUUAACCUGGAGGAUAAAACAAAGGAGGCUUUGGAUGAAGAUGGAUGGCUCCGCUCUGGAGACCUGGGAAAGGUAGAUGAAGAUGGAUUUAUUUACAUUAAUGGAAGAAUAAAAGAACUCAUUAUUACUGCCGGAGGAGAAAAUAUUCCACCACUACCCAUUGAGGAUGCUGUGAAACAGGAGUUGUCAAUCAUUAGCAACGCCAUGCUAAUUGGUGACGAAAGGAAAUUUUUGUCCAUGCUGCUAACACUAAAGUGUACAGUCAAUCCAGAGACCACUGAGCCCACUGACAUUCUUAGCUUGGAGGCUGUAGAAUUCUGUCAGCGGAUUGGUAGCCAAUCAACAAAAUUGUCAGAUAUCACUGGAGGAAAAGACAAGUUAGUUUACAAGUCCAUUGAAGAUGGUAUUGGACAGGUCAAUUCCAAAGCAACCUCAAAUGCUCAGCGUAUACAAAAAUGGACCAUAUUAGAUAAAGAUUUCUCAGUUGCUGGAGGAGAACUAGGUCCUACAAUGAAGCUACGCCGGCCAGUGGUUUUGCAGAUGUAUCACAAUGAAAUAGAAAAUUUUUACAGAGAAUAGAAGUCCCCCAGAAUGGAUGCAUCUCAGUUGCUUUUUAUAUCAAAUCAAAUAGCAACACUUUUGCACCAGUUUAAAAAGGUUGCUCAGAGGUCCCAAUACAAAAUGUCUACCACAAAAAAGGUCAUAAGGAUAUUCAUUAAAUAAUGAUUAAUUUUCAGGACAUUAAUCCUUUAAACUUGCUUAUUUACAAUCUGUUGUUUUAAUGAAAAGAAAUAAAAAUUAGAUAAUUAGAAAGAUUCAAAACCCAGCAAACCAUUUUGUGUUUACAGUUUUUUACAAUGGCUAUGACAGUUUUUUUCAAUACAUUUAACAAGUUUGCUAAACUCUUAACGCACCAACACACCUAAAACA
Danio rerio (zebrafish) is the source of this 2483-nucleotide messenger RNA. Lineage: Eukaryota; Metazoa; Chordata; Actinopteri; Cypriniformes; Danionidae. The record is from RefSeq and is a predicted model, not a curated record.